AUUGACAUGUUGCAAGACCAUUAGACUCGUCUGGAACUUCGAGAGUAUAAAGUUAACUAAAAGUAAUUCAAGUAUACUUUAGGAAGCUACGUCUUUUGUUCUGAAUAGCUAUUUGAAAAGAGGGUAGGUAGAACAAUAUUAUGUUAUAUUUUCUUAUAGAGAUAGAGAGAGAGCGAGAGAGAUAGAGAUAGAGAGACAGAGACAGAGAACUUGUAGAGUUUACCGCCGUUUCUAUUUAUAGGCUAGACACUGGUGAAAGUUGAUCAUUUGGAAGAAAAUUGGGUUAACGCUGUAUAAAAAUAAAGAGAGGAGGAAAAGUUUUAUUUUUACAAAGAUGAUUAAUUUUAAAUCUAUGAUAGAUUAUUUUACACUUAUGGAAACAGUCAAAACAUUACAAGUAUUGACGUAUGAGUUUCUAAUGAAACAUAUAGAAUUAUAUAUUGAAGACGAAAGAUUAUAUAAUGAAUGGAUGAAUAAAAGAUUAUCACCACUAUUGGCUGGAAGAUUAUUAUUCGAUUUGAAUGAUACUUUGCUAUUUAUUCCUGAAAAUAUACUGAAAUUAUUUAAUAAAGAUAUUUGCUUUUUCAAAGAGAUUAAACUAAAUUGUCGAAAUGUUUAUAAGAAUUCGUCAAUGGAGUUUUUAAAGGGUCAUGCCCUGAGUAAAGUUUCCAUUGAAUUUGCUAGAAAUAUCCUAUUGAAAGAUUGGAUUUGUUUUUUGGAUGAGACACUUGUAACCCAUCUAUCUAUAAAGGGAUCCAGAGUAUCUGAUAUUAGAUACAAGGAAGAAGCUAGAAGUAUUGCUUGCGUUACAUGCCUAAAACCUUUUCAGAACAUUGUACAUCUUGAUAUUUCAAGAACCGGAUUUGUCGAUGAACAAUUGAGAUAUAUUUCACGAGAGCUUCCCGGAGUUGAGCAUUUAAAUAUGUCGGAAACUUUAAUAACAGAUCUACGUCAUCUUGAAGCUUUUCCGAAAUUGAAUUCGUUAGAUUGCUCAUUUCCACUUGAUAUAAAAGUAUAUGGUACAUAUUUGGCUCUAUUACGUCUUAAAUCGCUUGAGUAUUUGGAUAUGUCGAGAGAAGACGGUAUUACAUACGACAAGCAAUUUUUGGGCUACAAUUACUGUAGACGAGUAGACGAGGACGAUAUUGAUGAUAUUAAAACUGGUACUAUUCCAAAGUGCUUCCUUACGAAAUAUAAAUGGAAAAUUGAUGAUUUUGUCAAUUAUGCUAAUUGGCCGAAUUUAAGUUAUAUUAAUAUGUCGGGAAGUUGGAGUCAUACUCUAUUUCCUUAUAUAAGAAAAUUUAUUGAGAGACAUACUAAGCUAAAAUAUUUGGGUCUAUUCGGUUUCGAAACGAAUAUGGAAAGAAAUUUAGACUCUAUUGAUCCGGAUAUACGUCAAUUUAUUGGAAUAACGAGUGAUAAGAAGAGAUGUGUUCAGCAUAGAGCUAAAUUUAUUAAGGCGAAUAGAGGAAACGAAUCACAUUUUGUGUACUUUCUAAAUUGGAUUUUGGGACACAGUAUCGAUGCUGAAGACGAAGAAUUAAAGGCUAAAGUUAAGGGAAUUGAAUACGAGAUUGCAGAGGUUGUCUUAGAUCAAUUAAAUGAAUUAAAGCAUUCAGUCUAUUCUUACGGCGAUUCUUCAAGGAAUAUAAUAUCCUUGUUAGAUACGUUUGUCGUAGUAAGGAUCAUUAAUUUACCCGCUUCGCAAACUAUUCUAAAAAUACUUAAAACUUGUGCUCAAGUAUUCCUGCAAAACGAUGAAGAUAGCUUUUGGACACACGAUUUAAGUGAUCUCUUUUUUAUAUUUAAUAAAUAUUUCACUCAUUUGAAUGAAGUUGCUGAUAGAAGUUUAAUUCUUAAAAGACUAUUUGACCAUCCAAAUCCAAAUAGAUGGACAUCGUAUUCGUAUGUCUUAUGCGAUUUUUUGAAUAAGAUCAUUGCGAAAAAGCUGCUGUCAACGAAGGAAAUUAUCUGUUUAACUGAAAGUUUCUAUAAGUUUGAACAUCGAUUAAAGUAUUUACUUAAAUUCGAUAAAGACGACGAAAUUAAAGAGAGUUAUGGUACUGUUAGAAAACUAAUGAAUCAUUACAUUCGUCAAUGCGAAGCUGAAUAUAACUUGGAUCUGAAACCUUGCGAUAAUAGGAAAUAAAAUGGGAAAUCUAUGGCUUUUGAUUUUGUGAGAAAUAUUUUUUUGUGUGUUCAAAUUUUGGAAAGAAAAAGAAAAAGAAAAAAAAAAGAAUAUUACAUGAACUUUUCUACAUUAAUACAUGUUCAACAUAUAUGUUCUUUCUAUUUAUGUAUUUAAUGAAUCUAUUUAUAAAUGCAUAUUUUUUUUAUUGUAUCCGUUA
This is a messenger RNA of Dimorphilus gyrociliatus, 2348 nucleotides long. The record is from the annotation of a GenBank genome assembly. Lineage: Eukaryota; Metazoa; Annelida; Polychaeta; Dinophilidae.